AUGGAUGUGAAAGACAAGACGCGUCUUGAAUGCAUCAUAAAUCAUGUAAUUCUCCCACGACGGCUCCCGAACAGGCCAGACAAGGAUCCAUGCGACAACGCGCUCCUCAACUUUCUCAUUUCAUCCGUAUCGGAAUACUCCUCGCUUUGCGACAGUAAUGAAGAAAGCAGGGUCAUCAGCCUGAAAGCAGCGCUCCUGGCACUGAAGCAUAUCCGGAAUGAAGACGGUGCUCUUGCAGGCAACAAACUGCGCACAGCCUUCCAACAAGUCAUAAGUUCAGAAAUACCAUAUCUCCCGCUCUACGUACAAGCCCAAAACGCCGGUAUUCUUGUCAAAUGCGGAAGUGAAAAAGGUGAAAAAGUUACCUUUGAUAUAUGGGGUCUGACGCCAAACAACAACACAGUACUCAGCUCGAGAGGCCGUAUCGUGAGGCAGUUCCCUGAAUGCGCCGCCCGAGUUUUAAAAAAAGUCUCAAAUGAUUGCGACUUCCUUGACUUCUUUUCGCAAACGUUGGAGACAAUGAGCUGGCAAGGCACCGAAAACACAACUGCCACCAAGGAUCGACUUGUGGCCCGAAUGGUAAAUGCGGCCCAAGACGUCCCAUCUCCAACAGCAGUAACCGAAUUGUUAUACAUCCGGUUAGCCAUGGAAGGGACUCCUCUAAAUGGAGGUAAAAUUCUCAAACAUACAAGAGAGGAGGUAAUUUGCGCAUCUGGCAGCGAUGUACCAUGGCGGCGCUCUCCAUUCUGGUUGUUCUUGAGAGUAGUUUCGCAAUUAUCUCUGAAGAAGCCGAGUGACGAGAAACAAAGCUUGUUCAAAAAGCUCAUGGUCUUCUUUAUUGCCCAAAUUUUAGAUAUGGCCUGCCAUUACGAUUGUGCAAGCGACACAAUUUACUGUAUUUUUCAGAAGCUUUGUCGCCGUGUCUUAAAGCUGGAGCUGAGCACGUUCGAACCUUGGAUGAAGACGGUAACGAAGGCUCUAAAUAACGCACAGAAGGCAAUAGACCAGUGUUGGAAGCUGACCCUUGAAAACGACAAGAAGGUCCUUUGCUUUGGUUCUGUAAGUCCGUCUCUCAUCCAUGAAGCCACUCGCUUUAGAAUGCCGGACAUCGACGAAUUCAUUGCUGGUAUCAACGAUCGUUCACACGUCACAAUGGGAAAGGGAUUCCGUCAACUGUCGCACCCGCAACUUUUCUCAUCGGCCAACUCACCACCGAUUUUAUCCUCCGAUGGACCGACAGAAUACAGAAUUUUCCAUGUCUUUGUGUUUGAGGAUUGGUUAGACCACUUCCUGGACCCUUGGCUUGAAGUGCACAAGAUGGAGGAGAGCACCUGUCCUACGCUUAAACAACUAGCAGUUACCUAUUUUCGAAUUGCCGCCAAAAAUUAUGCAAACAACCCCAUGGCAACAUCUGCCAUGAUACUAAGGCUGCUUGUACUUUGGGUCGCAUGCGACAAGGCGGCCGUGGCGAUGAAUCCAUCUCUGCGGUUGUACAAACCACCGAUACCGGAGAGCAUCUGGGAUGUAUUACUGUUGGAAUCUAAGGAUCAACUAAAUCAGCUUCUCAAAUGCGAGAUAUAUUUAAAAGAACGACAAAAAGGGGCUAAGAACCAGGUGUCGGUAUUUGACAGCCUUUGGGGAUACGUCCCUGUCAAUGCUUUCGAUAACGACAUCUCUUUUCACAAGCAGCUCCGGAAACUUCAGAACACAUCCAGGGGAACAGUAGCCAGACAAACUCGAGAGUUAAACAGUCUCAAGGAUAAUUUCAAGGAUCUAAUGGAACAGUAUACCGAAGGCACCUGUGACGAAUAUUGUGAGGAAGGUUCAGUGUCAGAAUUCGACGAGGACGAACCCACUCGCAGCCCCAGCUGUGCUAGAUGCCAGAAGAAAGCAACAGCCCGAAAUCUAACUAUUGAGAUAUACGAAAGUCGACUCCCAGCAGGCGGAUCGGAGCUGAAAACCUUCGUAUUCGAGCUCUCACCACCCAUAUCUUUUGUAGCCUGGAGAGACUUGACCGUGUUCUUUUUGACGGAUGUUCUUGUCAAACCGUGCGGUGGCAACGGAACCCAAAAAAGAAAUGAGACCUGGCUGUCAGAGUAUGCCAAGCAUUACUGCUUGAUUAAUUCUGCUGAGAAAACUUCCCCUAGCGACUCCCGCGUGGUACUCUUGUCAAAAACAUCAAUAUCAAAAGAAAUAAGAAUUAAAGUACACCCAGAUCUGGAAAUUGGCGACGUCUGCGUCGCCCAUCCUCAUGAAUGGGGGUACUAUGAUAGCUUAACGGGGUCAGAGAUUGGGAAUUUUCCUCCCCCGACCAUCGCCCAGCGGUGCACCGUCAAAAUGCCCGCCUUUGCCGCGUCUCUGCAGGAAUUCAUUGACCCUUCAUCAGAGCGAGCAGAUGCUGAGUUGGCAAAUUCUGCGACGUGCGAUCUUCACAAAUGCCCUGAUUACAUGGCACAAGCAGAGUUUAAAUCUCUAGCCCUUUGCUCUUUAGGUAGUCGCGCUCGCUGGACAAACAUCCUACGACAACUUGCCAAUCCUACAAUUGAUCUAAAUCGACAGGAGACGGCACUUGUAUUAUUUGAAAGUAUUCACCAGGCGGGUAGCUUCUCGGGUUCCUUCCUGAGAGACGCUGACGAAUGUUUAAACGAUGCUGCUUUUACCCAGAAACUCGUGACCCUGGUUCAAGAAGAAGUCAAGAGAAUUCAGAACAACUGGGAGAAAUUCACCGCUCUUUGGAUACUUAUUAUGAUAUUGGCAAGGAUAGCUUCAAUCGGGCACAGCAGUGCGCGAAAACGCGCCUUGCAUUGCUUGUCAGAUUGCCGGAAGGUUUCCAGAGACUGGAUGGCUCAAAUGCGCCGCCUCGCCCGUCAACAAAACGACAGCUUGCAAAUUGAAAGUUUCUUUCAAAAGGCAGUCCAUAUCGCUUUGGUUUGUAUCCAGACUUUUAAUAUGGAAAAAGCCCAGCUGCUUGAGCUGCUCAUGAGCGAGGAGACCACCGUUAUUUUUUUGGAGUGCUCAAUUAUGAUUGCCGACCGAGUUGAAAGUGUCCAUGCGGGUAACCAGCAGCAGGCUAUGCUUCUUAUGAGUUGGAAGAGAAUUGUAUACAUGGGAAGGAAAGUUAUAACUGACCAAGUUACCAAGACGAAAUGCCUCGACAAAGCCAUCAGCCGUAGUUGGGAAAAGGACAAACUCAAUGGCAAAGGCGGGUGGGAAAUCGAAGAUGGCUACUGGAUGAAGGCGGCCAGACAGACCAGUGUGUCAGUAGCAGAAGUGGAAGUACAGUUCAACACUUUGACUGCUGAAAUCUUGGUCAACGGCUCGCCAUCGGGCAAGCUCCCAGGAUAUUUCGAACAACAUCCUGACUACGGCACUUUUUUUGGUGCAUCAAGGCUUGAAGUCAAUGAAUGCACCGAGCCGAGAAUGCAAUAUCAACUUAGACACAAAUUCCGGGAACAUGAUGUUUACCUAGGGUUGUUAAAAGUGGAAGACACGUUGGAAUAUGAUGGCGACACCGAGAUAGAGGAUUGGACUGGAACUGACUUCCUAGUCAUUGCUUCUUCGGACACUACUCGAUAUGACUUGGUGCCCGAGAGAUUAUUACAGAGCCAUCUCCCCCGAUUUUUUCAUCUUAACCACGUCCAUUGGCUUGUGAAGAAACUCACGGGUGAGAUAAUAGAGUUCAGCUCUAAAGAAUCGCCCUGGGAACGCCAGUGUUCUAACUGGGAACUUCGCAGGCAAGAUGGCUACUGGCAGCUUUGCGGACGAAACAACGGUGUGCUGGUGAAUCCUCAAAGUGAUAUAGCAAUACACUUUAUUGCAAUCUUCCAGCCGCUAGCAAAUGAGGAUGAUGUUCACGUUACGCACUUUCCGCAGAACAAGCAAUUGGAGAUUCGCCUGCCUAAGCUACAACUGGAGUUUUUUGUGACAGACGACUCUGGGAAGAUUUUUUCGAGGCAGUACCCAGGCAUGGUGAUUGAUACUUGUCAGGACAUUGGCACUUUAAUUGGCUUGCAAAACAAGCUAGUUUUACGUGACAAGGAAGGUGAAGAAAGAAUGGUCCUUGUGCCUGAAGGUGAGCUGAAGGUCAUUACUGGAGACUUGGAGCGUAAACAACACAUCUCAAUCAGCAUUGACGUCGCAGAGAGCGGCAAAGUUUACGCUUAUGAGCUGAACAGGUAUCUUGGGAAACUUCAAGGACAGGACUUCGAGAGCAAUCUGUUUUUAGUCUUGCUCCAUGCAUUUACAUCGAACUGUCUGCCAGAUCCAUUCACAGAAUUCACAGGGACUACGCGCGCUCUGGAGGUACUUCGUUCGGCGGAAGUGCAGUCAUCUCCGGUCCUGUCGACGAGGGCUCACAAAAUGCUCCAACAAAUACACAACCUUGGUGAAAAGUACAAACUUUCGACCUCACAACUGGGGGCAAUGCGGCAAUGCGUGUCCUGGGUCGACGGUCUGGGUUCACUGUCACACCAUCAACUCUUCGCAGACCUUGCCCAACGUCUGCUUUUCCAAUGCGAGAGGUACCGAUUGUUUGAGGUAAAACUAUCACAGAAUCUCCAAAAGCUUUCCAAAGACCGGACUGAGGAGCUUUGCGAAAGAUCCCGGCUUCGCAACGGAAGUUUUUAUCCUGAAGAAUCUGUGCGUGCGACCGCCCCAGUUUCUCAUGAUGUCCACUACGGAGGUCAUUUGGACAAGGUGAAACUUGAGUUUGGGGAUUUAACAGCUGAAGAGGGCGACGGAAAACGAUCUAGUCGUUUCAUGAACGCCUUGGUUGUUUCCGCUGCCAUACAACAGGGCAGGAAGGGACAAGCACUUUCCAUGGUCAACCCUUUCCGCCGUAUAAGGAAACAAAGUUUUGUUUCUACAUUAAUGACAGUUUUUAAACGUCAUUCAGAAAGAAUAUAUGUUUCUGGUCCGCCGAAAUAUGUUGAGGCAGUGUGCUUGGACUAUAACGCCGAGCACCUGCUGAAGGCCACAUCCACGUUUCUUCCGGCCAAGUGGUUCGCUUUAUGCUCUACUCUGGUGAGCAAAAGGAAGCAACUUAAUCGCCACAAAGCUGCAUUUUUUCUAGAGACCAUGGCUUUUUCACCACAUGUUGGCAAAGCGCUAGUUCACAUUCUCGUUGCCUCACUGUACAUGAACCCUAAAGAUCUGCCACCGCAGCCUCAGGCUAAGUCAUUCAAUCUGCAAAGAGGAACAAAGCCCAAGAAGGUCGAUCUGAGAAGUAGGGUCAGUGGCGGCAUUUACACAUUUGAAAACUGUCCAUACUACUGUAACAAGAUUCAGCAAGGUGAAGGAGUGGCGAAACUUAAGGAAGAGUACUGUGAAUUAAGUACAAACUGCCUUGAGACGCUCACAGACGUCUUUUUGGAGCAAUGGGCUGAGAAGCAGCAAAAGAGGAAAGCCCAAUGGCCCAAGGAACAUAAUAAGCUCAAAAGAAUUGUCAAUACGAGUAGAAUGAUUCCCAAUGUUCAGGAAAUAUUUCAAGACGUUUCCAACAAUUUGGCCCUUGAAGACUACUUCAAACAGUGGCAUGAUACUCUUCACAAAAGCUCUCAAAAAGGAGACAUCGACUUCAAGGACGAUUGGGUUGGGCACCCUCCAACGACCAGCAGAAACGCGCAUAACAACAGCAAGCUUGAGUGCAUUUUCGGGGAGGCAAUUCCUCCAAAGAUACUUGACGGGGUUGAUGACUUUAUCCCUUUGAAACUCAAUUUCCCUACCCAACGUAACGUACAGCUUGCCUCACUCUUAAGUACUAUUCGAAAUAAGGCGGCCACUUCGUACCAAACCAACUAUGUGGAAAAGCUCGAGCGAAGCAUGUCCGCGCUGGAGUCAGCAGGACAAUGUCGCAUCGACUCAAUGUCCUUUACAAGAAUUAAACCGCAAUUGCGGCUCUGGCGCAAUAAUACACAAGACAAGGUUGAAGAGAUAUUACGCGGUAUCCGGGAAACCAUUUACUGUCAAAGCUCGGCACCGAGUUGUGAUUUAGAAGACUUCGUUGCUGCUGCAAGAAACUCCCGACUACCACGGAUUGGUAACUGGUAUCUUAUCAAAGAGCUUGCCACAAAUCCCAGACUACCCCGUCCUUGGAAGGAGCGGCUUGUCCAGUUUGCUGAUUGCUUAACGAGACUGCAGACCUACGAUCGACUACUUCGGUCAACCUCAGGUGCUCGUGGAGAUAUUGUGAAAGAAUUAGAAUGUUUAGAACCGAGGGCGUGGAACCCGGUGUCGCAUCCUGAAUGGCUUGUCUUUGAAGUUGAGCACAAUCUCCGCAUUCGCACCAUUCAAAGUCAAUUUGCCGAAGAAAUGAUGCGACCGAAGGAUGAUGAGAACUCCGUCAUGCAGCUCAACAUGGGAGAGGGCAAAUCGUCUGUCAUUAUUCCAAUUAUUGCCACAAAGCUGGCUAGCAGCAAGAAUCUGGUCCGGCUAAUCGUCACCAGGUCACAGUCCACGCAAAUGACUCAGAUCAUGACUACCAGAUUAGGAGGCUUAUUAGGCCGCCGAAUGUAUCACUUGCCAGUUUCUCGAGCAAUAAUAGUGAACGAGAAAACUGUAAAUGGGAUGCUAAACAUUCUUCAGGAGUGCAAGAGGAAGAAAGGCGUUCUCAUUGCACUGCCAGAGCAUGUUUCCGCGCUCACCCUUAUUCUUGCAGACUCCUCCAAGAAUAUUGGAAACUCCACAAAGGAGACCCUCUUUGCUAUCAAGCAGAUAAUAGACGAUGAUUGUCGGGAUAUAAUUGACGAGAGCGAUGAGAUAUUUUCACCCAAAUAUGACUUGGCAUAUCCGCUAGGCAAAGAACAACCAGUGGACUUUGCGAGGGAAAGAUGCUGCAUUAUCCCUCAAGUCCUGUUACUAGCCAUGCAGGUCUCGCCAAGCGUCAGCAAUCUUGUCUCUGGCGGUCUCAUUGUUACGUCCCUAGGUAAGGAAAGAUUUCCUCAAUUGACGCUUGCAUCAAAGCGUGCGUCAGAUUUGCUACAGUAUCGUGUUGCCCAGGAGAUCUGCUGCAAGGGGCUCGAGGGAUUUCCAAUCCACCGGCUGAAGAAACAUGCUACCAAUACAAACCUCAUCUUGGAUUAUAUCACGGAGCAAGAUCCAUCCAAAGAGGCGCGAGAGUUUGUCGACGGCGGUUUACACUGGACACCGCAAAUGAGAAGCUGUGCGCUUUUGCUUCGGGGCUUGCUAACUAUGAACCUGUUAUCUGCUGCCCUAAAAGACAGAUUCCGUGUCAAUUAUGGCCUUGAUAAGACCAGACAACCCAGAACGGAUCUGGCAGUGCCUUAUCGUGCAAAGGACACGCCUAGUACAAGUUCUGAGUACAGCCACCCAGACGUAAUCAUCAUCAAGACAUGUCUCGCGUAUUAUUACAACGGCCUCGAAGACCCGGAUCUCUUUUCGACACUUAGACAUCUACUUCAAUCCGAUCGUGCCGAUAUGGAAUACGCAUUAUGGGUUAAGUCAGCCCCCGAUUUGCCAGAGGCGUGGCACGACGUGAAAGGCAUAUCCUUGGAAGAUGCCGACGCUUGCAAGCGACAACUCUUCCCUCAUUUGAAGUUCUUGAAAAUUGUGGCUGACUACUACCUCUCCCAUAUCGUUUUCCCCAAACAACUGAAGGAAUACAGCCAGAAGGUUUCUCUCUCCAGCUGGGAUAUCGGACGUCCCAAAACACUCCCUACCAUUGGAUUCAGUGGUACACAUGACUUAGAACCAUUGUUACCAUUGCCCGUGAAGCAACAAGAUCACGAAAGCCAGCGUCAUGUGGAUGCUCUGGUGUUGAGCAAGAUGCUGGCAUCACAGAACUCUACUCUUCCCCUCGGAAAACCGAAUGAUGAAGGCGUAUCGGAAGGUUUCCUGAGACAAAUCACAUCUCAGCAGCCCGCCCUGAAAGUGAUUAUUGAUGUGGGAGCCUAUCUAAUUGACCUAACGAACCUGGAGGUAGUGAGAAAAUGGCUUCUUAUUCUACGAGAAAAGCAACAAGCUAUUGAGGCUGCGGUCUAUUGUGAUGACAAUCACGAGCUAAUAGUAUUAGAUUCUCGAGGCAAAAUAGAGAUCUUGCGUCAAUCUCCAUUCGCAAAGAAUAUGAGCCGAUGUGUUGUCUUUCUAGAUGAAGCACAUUCGAGAGGGACAGAUUUAAGAUUGCCUCCGGCAUAUAGAGCUGCGGUUACCAUUGGAAGCAAUCUCACAAAAGACAAACUAGCUCAGGCAUGUAUGCGGAUGAGAAGGCUUGGAGAUGGCCAAUUUAUCACCUACUGUAUUCCACACUCCAUUGAGCAUCGCAUAAGACUUUUUACGAAUCAAGCUGCUGAGUAUGGCUUAUCAGCUGAGGCUGUUAUAAGCUGGACAAUUAGUCAGACGUGGGCAGACAUGCGAGGCUACAUGCCGAUUUGGGGCAAUCAGGGCCGCCAGUAUGCACGUCAGUCAGAUGUUUGGAAAAGGAUACUGGAACAAGAAGAUAUCGGUUUGCGAAGGGCAUAUCUGAACGAGCUGAAGGAGACAGAUGUUCAGACCGUUCAUCAAUACCAACCAAGGCAAGCAAACAACGUUCUGGCAAGCGGCUCUGACAACGAAGUUGUGGCCAAGAUACAGCAGCGCAUUCAGGAGUUUCAAUGGACAGAUUUUCUUUAUCACAAUUACUCGGAAGAACGAGAGCAAGAGGUCGAAGUAGAGCUCGAAACGGAACUUGAAGAAGAGCGCCAACCUUGGCGCACAAAAGGGACAGCACCAGCAAAGCCCAGUAUCCACCUGGAUAUCAAAGCCUUUGUGAUGACUGGCAGACCAAAAGUUCACAGCCUUGGAAUCAUCAGUGCAUUCACUAGCUUGGCUGAUACCACAGCAGCAAGAAAGUUUGGCGAUUUCAAAUUCGAGUCUCAACUGAAAGUCUCAAAGGACUUUGCCACGGUCGUCAAUGCCAGCCUAGGAGCUCCUGGCGAGAAGUCCGACUUCUACAAACGGGACGUACACCACAUUCUUACUACAGCCGAUGACAGUGGCAUUAUCAACAACAUGAUUCUCAUUAGUCCUUACGAGGCUGAAAUGCUCCACGACAAGAUCGCCAAGUCCAAAAAGGUCGCUAUGCACAUAUACGCGGCGCGACAUAAUAGGACCUACGCACCAACCGAUGACUUGAGUCUACAUGUUGUUCCAGGCUCGGCAGCAAAACGCCGAAUUCCACUGCGCUUGAAAAUAGAACUGAAUCUCUUCGCGGGCCAGCUAUACUUUGACUCGUUCCAGGAGUACGUUGAUGUUUGUACCUAUCUCGGGUUGGCCUGGAAUGACUCCUUCACGGACGCGAACUCAGACGGAUUCAUUCCUCCAAAGGCAGAUAGCGCAGAAUCGCCAAACUGUCUUAAUGCGGAAACAAGUCCUAUUCCAUUCCUUCAUUCAUUCAUUACGAAUGUCAGGCACUAUGGCGGGAAUAUUGAGAAGACUCACGUAGGGAAAAUGCUCAGCGGGACGUUCCUCACCGAAGAGGACUUUCCGAACCGUAGCAAGCGAAGGUUUGAGGAAGAUGGUGAUGACAAUCGCGUUGUGAAGCGCGAAAAAUUGGACGAAGAUCAGGUUCAGGGGGAGGGACAAACGCAGAAUCAGGAUCUGGGGGCAGAUGUUGUUGUGAAGCGGGAAUAUGAUGUGGAGAUGGAAGGCUGA
Molecule: messenger RNA, 9645 nt
Organism: Pochonia chlamydosporia 170
Lineage: Eukaryota; Fungi; Ascomycota; Sordariomycetes; Hypocreales; Clavicipitaceae
Exons: 3
Coding region: 1-9645 (3214 amino acids)
Source: RefSeq, a predicted model, not a curated record